Colletotrichum scovillei is the source of this 2184-nucleotide messenger RNA. RefSeq lists its product as uncharacterized. The coding region runs from base 541 to 2046 and encodes 501 amino acids. Gene Ontology annotation, biological process: regulation of DNA-templated transcription. Gene Ontology annotation, molecular function: zinc ion binding; DNA-binding transcription factor activity, RNA polymerase II-specific. NCBI's taxonomy places the organism in Eukaryota, Fungi, Ascomycota, Sordariomycetes, Glomerellales, Glomerellaceae. The transcript is spliced from 4 exons. The record is from RefSeq and is a predicted model, not a curated record.
CACGAUUCAGUCCUGUUGCAAAGCUUCCGGGUUCAAUGGGCGCCAGCUGGGAUACGUUCAAGGCGUGAGAAAUUCACAAAUGACUCGACGCCACCACCAUCACCUCCGUUUGCCUGGCUAACGCUUUCGUCACUGUCCAGCCACCCAGUCUCGCAGUUACGGACUCCCUCCUUCGUUGCGUGUUGGAGCCAUUUGCUGAAAGUUAAAAUCGUCGAGAGGUGGCCCCCGCACGCCCGGUGCCUCGGAUCAGGGAACAGCUAGCCUCGAUAGACGCCAGGCCGCGCCCUAAUUAGCUGUCUCUUCUUUAUGCUCAGCCAACGACCAGCGAACGAUCGCCUGUUCAAAAAGGUCAACGAAGCCGCGUUCCCGAAGAAGCCGUCGCCGUCCUCGGUAUCCCACGAGCUCCCACUCAUCAAACCAAUGUCCGAUUGAGCUCAUCGCAGAGCUGGCUUAACGUUCCAUCUUUUCGCAGAAGUGGUGGGGGGUCGGGAUCACACCAGGGGGUUCAUCGCCCACAGAGGACCGGAGCCGACGGAUACGAUGGGAUGUCGCCCGUCAGCGAGCUGCUUCGCCUGCAAGGCGCGCAAAGUCAAAUGCGAUCUCCGAAAGCCCUCAUGUAACCGCUGUACGAGUCUCGGGAGGGCGUGUCCGGGUUACGCGGAUCCGUGGGCCGUUGUGCAUCGCCAACAGAACGCAUCGGCGGCUCACCAGGUUCAGGUUCGGGUCGCUAAACGACUGAAGGAAAGAGGUGCAUUCGACCCAACGUCGUCAAUUCUGGAAGUCGACGAGGAGGGAACCUCUCCGGACUCAGUAGAGGAAGAGGAGAUCCAGAGGAGGCUGAGGACCGUACCGAAAGCCUUCCAUGUCGAUUCCGAGCUCAUCUCACUUAACCACUUUUACUCCAACUAUGCAUCCGGAGGCGAGGUCGCUUUGUUCAACCUCUUCCCCGGCAUGAAGUCGUCGGCUGCAUCAUCGCCUGUCUUACAGGAGGCUCUCAAAGCCACGGCAUUAGCCAGCUCAUCUUUACAGAUGUGUCAGGCAGGCUUGAUGGCUCAAGCGCGGCAACACUAUUGCAAGGCGAUUAGCAAGAUUGGCGGCGCACUGAAGGAUAACUCGACAGCGCAAGACGACUCUGUUGUUGUCGCAUUGCUCACUCUCGGCCUUUUCGAGGCAAUAGUACCAGAUACAUCUCCAAGGAAAAUAACAUCGCAUUGUCGAGGUUCUCUCGCACUGCUGAGGUAUCGAGCAGAACAGGGUGUUGCCACAUCACUCGACAAGGGCCUCCUUGCGUUUGUGGUUCACCUGGGUAUGCUCGAAAUAUUCAUCGGCCAGGAAGGUCGAUCACCAGUUCUAGUCGGCUUGAAACAAGCAGCAUGGGCGAAAGGCGGCAUGGUUGAACCGCUGCUCGUUCGAGCCAUCGACUACAAACACAUGGUCCAGCACGUGCUAUCAUCGGCAGAUAUGGAACGAGCAUCCGUCGGUCACGUAACAGAAAUCUUCCAGAUAGGCAUCGACAUAAUACGCGACCUAGAAGCAGCUGCGAACUACAGGAUUUUAUCCCCCGGGCCCCGAAACAAACCCGGACCUGACGGCGCUGUCGACGAAGACCUGAACUCUUUCAACCACUUACUGGGCCGUAAAUCGGACGCAAGCGAUGCGAUAGCGAAAGGUCUUUACCUCACCAUCAGACUACACCUCAUCGAGUACAUUCUAAGCUUAUCAAUUGCUCUCGGAGAACCGACGCGUGAAGAGUUGAAGACGCUCGUCAACCUCCCUCAUGGACUGACGGCGAUGGAGCAAGUUUGCGAGCAAAUCCGUAUUGUGUUCGGAUUCGAUGGCAGAGACUCAGCCUGCACCGUACAGGGCGUUGGAUUCAAUGCUUGGUGUAUGUUCUGGCCCAUGAUAGCCGUGCUCAAGUCUGCUUUUGCCGACAAAGACACGAAGAUGUGGAUCAUGGACAAGUGUAUGGCGGUAAGCCAAGCGUCUGGCUUUGGCAUGGCGAUGUACCAACAGGGUUGGUUCGAAACAGAUGGCGCCAAGGAUUAGACGGCCAUCGCAGAGUAGGAGUUGGUUUCAUGAUUCCCAUCGAAAUGGCAUUGGAGUAUAUGUAUGGAAACAAUUCACGCACCUAGGCAGCUCAUGUUUUGCACGUGCGGAAGCCCGAUUGAACGAAAGAAACACGAG